AUGGCACGAGUGUUCAGGCAAACGACGUCGACUUCUGCCAUGCGCGUUCCAGGCAGUGCCACGUCAAGGAAGAUUCGAAAGCACAAGGUGAUUAUGGAAUCAGUUACACAGGAGAAGAAGAAACUGCGGAGCGUAAUAUCGUUCGAGGCGAAGGCACCUCCCGGCUAUACAUUCAUUCCUGCAGGUAAUCCUCAGCUCACCAAUGCAUGCAAGGACAUUUGUCGGACAGAUGGGUUGAAGGUCUUUGCUGUCACGACAACUCCUCAUAUGCACACUCAUGGUCUUUCGCAACAUGUGCAUAGAAUUGGGUAUCAUUUUCCCAGUACUGUUGUUGCUACCGUAUGUAUGGAUCUAGGUUUAUAUCUUACGACAACCGGAAAGGUUGUCCCUAUCUAUGGCGUUGGCAGAAAUGGAAUCCGCAGGCGUAGCAACUCGGAGGUGUCUCAGAUCACCAUUAACACCGAAGCGAGAGACGUGAUCAGGGAUCUUUUCCCCAAUAUACCCGACAAAGAUUUGAAUCAGAUUAUUAAAACCGCUUUCCAGAAGGGCCAACGAAAAGUCGGCACUGCUGUUGAGUUGCCUCUAGCCCGUCGAGCCCAGUUAGCGGUGGUAGCUCACAUCCGCCACAUAUACACAGAUUACGAUCGUCUUCUCAAAACAACAUCCUUCCACGAAGCCAGGAGCCUCGUUGAGGAGCCUACCUUAGCCAAACUAGUCGAAUGGAGGGGCGAUGAUGAGAAUGGAAAGAAAGUUCUUGAGGACGUUUUUCGAGAGGUCAUCGUCAUAUCUGACGACGAUGACUCUGAUACUGAAGAAGUAGCCUCAGCGUCGCUUAACCGAGGUCAUGGUUUGGAAAUUAUUUCUGUUUCAAGCAAUACACGAGCGGAAGAACUUCAUGCCAGACCUAUUUAUUACAAAAACUUGUCAUUACGAGGAUCGUUACAAAACAUUUCCGACGAUGAUGAAGCACCUCCGGGCUAUCGUUUCAUUAUGGGAACAACGAAGAGCAAGAUCGACCGCCGCGGCUUCAGCAGAUACCAGGCCUGGGAUCGUGCUAUCAAUCGAUAUAGGAAUGAAGCUCAAAAUAGGAAUGCUGCAAUGACUAACCAGGACAGACUUCGAAAGCCCACGUUCCCCGCUCCCUUACAGAAAAAUGCGCAAAUGAGAAUGAGCAUUGAGCCUUCUGGAGGACGUUCUCUGGCUGCUCUGCCUUCUCCCGUUAAAUACAUCUCUGCUUCUAAUCGAACAGGUCCUGGCUAUAGGGUUGAAUCUUUUCCGGAUCGAGAGAGAGCUCGUCCGUAUGGACUACAUACUCUGAUUGCUCCAAUCUCCCAGAGAGACCCAGAUCCUGUCCAUAUAUCGGGCUCCCAUCAAGAGAAGUCCCCUAUGUUUACAAGUGAUCCCUUAAAUGCCUCCAUUAUGGUUAGUGGCCCUAGAGAUGCCCGUGAAGGCGAUGGGCGCCAAUUUGGACGCCACGCUAGAGCACUAGUCCCUUUCCAUAACGCACGAACCUUGAAUCCUCAGGACCAUGUACUGCCAUCAAUUGAAGUUCCCUACUCUUCACACUUGGGCUCUAUAUCCCAGGACAGCAAGUACAGAGACAGCUCUAAAAAGCUAGAUGCUUCAGUCUGUCCUAUAACAUCUUGCCACCCGAUUAGACAAAACUACAAAGAACAUAGCACACCUGAUAGGGCUUGUGCUAGCAAUCGGGUUCUGAAGAGGCGGCGGCUUACAUAUGAUGAGGCUACCUGCAAUGUCAGUUAUGGUAGCUUGUCUAGGGCUGCACAGUUUGUUGGUCCUGCUGUUCACGAAGCGACCCAUCCAGGAUCGAAAAAUAUUGCAUCAAGGAAAAUGCCUGUGCAGGAUGAUUCUCUUAUACGUAAGAAAUAUGUCGCUCCAGGUAAUCGACCUUGCUUAGGACCGCGUCCGCCAGUGGGCAUCCAGAAUCAAAACUAUCCUGCACAUUCCAAUCUUAAUUCAGGUUUCUCCGUGGACCGAAAACAAUACAAUGACCUUGGUACCCCUGCAUUUUCGAAUUAUCCUCAGCCUGAGCUUAAUGCUCUUCAGAGACUUCCAAAACCAACCCUUUCCAAGGCGCCGUCUGGAGCAAACUAUUUUGUCCCCAAGGAGGAUAGCCUAUCCAGAACCCACACUUUCCCUGGUUCUUUUGGUACCAGGCCAUGUCGUUUUAUCUAUGACGACAUUAGUCUUGACGUUCAUGGUCCAGGACAGCCUACAUUGGAAAAGAGGAAGCUCUCCACAUGGAGGAGCAGUGCUGAUGGUUCUGUUUUUGAUUCAGAUGAUGGCCAUUCGCGAAGGAAAAUUCAUUCGGGCAACUUUUUUCGUCCUAUUAAUUCCCAUAACCCCAGUCCAUUGGAAUAUGCAACGCGGCCGCCGGAGACGCAGAGCAACUGCAGGGGGCGUAUCUCUCAUCCGGUCAGAGUUGAAAGACAUACUGAUCGGCAUGGAAACGAAUUGUCUCAAAGAAUGGAAUUACCCACCCUGGGUGACCGGCCGCACUGGAAUGCUCAAGAAGAAGAACCUGCUCGCGGGUACACCGUGCAUCGCACUCAUGACUUUGAAUCCACAGACCAUUAUUACAAGGUGCAGCGCGAUGUCCUACCGAGUACUGAACGACAGGCCAACGCAUACUCGUCGCCAACAAGGCUACGUCCUUCUACAUACAUAGGAAUGGCCACGCGUCAGCAACCACGCGCUCAUUUUCCGGAGGGAAAUUCAACCGUCAUUGUCGAUUAGAAAAGGCGCACUGUGCCACGCCAUGUUAGGUUGUAACACUUAUUAACUGACCACGAAUAUGAUGUGGACGAUACCGAUCGUAUACUCGUAUGAGUCAUUUUCUCUCUGCAUCCUUGUGAACUAAGUGCUGGACGUUUUUAGGCACUGGCAAUACUAUGCUGCAUACAUACUCUGUACAUUGUAAGGAUAUAAAUUAGUGGGCCCCGUGUUUUGAAGGGACUUCUGCUUCGGGAACAUCUA
Molecule: messenger RNA, 2997 nt
Organism: Monascus purpureus
Lineage: Eukaryota; Fungi; Ascomycota; Eurotiomycetes; Eurotiales; Aspergillaceae
Source: the annotation of a GenBank genome assembly